AUGAGGCACCAUGCGGCGUCUAUUAAUAGUUGGUCUCCCGGACUGGGGCGUGUAGAGUGUGACAAUAAGGUGACGUGGAGUGGUGUUCGUGAGUACGGUUCAUAUGGACAGACAGAGUAUUGUUACAGCUUGUAUGGUAAUGUCCGAGGAAGUUAUGAGGAUGUAAUGACUCCAGGUCAAGAGGAAGUCAUUUGUUUACCUUCACAACGUGCGAGUUCUAUUUUAAAGUUCCGCGAACCGAAGAUAGUCUAUACUGAUAUCGGCUCACUUCUCAAGUUUAUUUACAGACGUUGA
Molecule: messenger RNA, 294 nt
Organism: Danaus chrysippus (African queen)
Lineage: Eukaryota; Metazoa; Arthropoda; Insecta; Lepidoptera; Nymphalidae
Source: the annotation of a GenBank genome assembly